GGUAACAUCCCGCCAUGAACGUCAUGAGGAGUUUAAACUUUAGUGAGGGACAACAUUGUCUGCCCGCGAUUUGAGAGAAAAUAAGAUUACUGCCACUUCAACAUUGGUCAGCAAGUGGCUCAUCUCUGAAGAUUCAUCACCCGACUAAGACAAAAAUGCCCUCAGCUGUUCCGACGGAUGAUUUACCAAAAUGGGAGCGACCAGCGCCGACCAAAUUUGAUCUGCCAUGGGCAGAGGUCGUUGUGAUUGAUCUGUCAACAUUUGAUGAACCAGGCGGAAAGGAAAAGUUAGUAGAAGAACUUCGAUAUGCUGUAGGUAGCCUUUCCGAGAACGCGAGCUAUCUGAUGGAUAUCUCAGGUGCAAUCGACUGGAUUCUUCGGCCUUACCGGUACCGGAUUCACUGAGGAAGAGGUGACGAGACAACACAGUAUUGGUCAAGCGUUCUUCAAUCUGCCAAAAGAGGAGAGGGAUAAGCCUGAACUGAGGUGCGACUUUGAGAAGGGAAGUUUCUUCGGAUUUCGUGCUGUGAGUUUCGGUCUAGGAAUAGAGCCUCCCUUGCUGAUAAGAGACAGUCUGGUGAGAGGAAGUUGAUGGGAACAGAGAUAUGCGAUAACGUCGAAAGUGUAAGUUUCUGCCCGAAUGAUUAAAAUCGACAUAAUUAAUAGGGUCGUAGUGGAACUUUCCCAAAUACAUACCAGAUCUAGCACAUGAAGCACGCCACAGUUUCUUCAAAAAAUACGAUGCAGAAAUUGAGGAAUUCUCCUGUGUAAGAAUAGAAUUCCUCUGAUUCUUCAAGCAAAAAAUGCUAAACUCACUAUAGCGAUCUCUCGACCUAGCUGCCAAAAUAUUCACACUCUUCGCGAUAAUUCUCCAACUCCCCCACGACUAUUUCUCCUCGAAACACGAGUACUCCUCAAAGUCCGAAGAUCAUCUUCGGUAUAUGAUUUAUCGUCCCCGCUCCGCAUCUCAAGACGCAUUAGUAGACAAUUCGUGGUCUAGCGCGCACACAGAUUUUGGUUCCUUGACUCUUCUAUGGAGCCAGAACGUCGCAGGUUUGCAAAUACAAACCAGAGAAGGAGAUUGGAAAUACGUACCGCCAGUUGACGGGGGUAUAAUUUGCAACGUGGGAGAUGCGAUGCAAUUCUGGUCUGCGGGUUACUUGAAAUCCACGACGCAUCGAGUUAUCAGACCUCCUCCUGAUCAAGACCAUAUCCAUCGAUUAGGUUUAUUUUACUUUGUGAGACCCGGGAAUGAGGUCGAUGUCGCUCCUGCUCCAUCACCGUUAUUGGAGAGACUUGGUUUGAUAAAGUCAAGUCAGGAUGGAGAUACUCGACAGAAGGUGACGGGCAGGCAGUUUGUGAGGGAAAGGGUGAGAAACUAUUUCUGUGCUCAGACCAACUAACCAGGAUCGGAAUGGAAAGAAAUUCAAAGUUGGUGAUCUGGAGAUUGAAGAGGAAGCUGUGUAA
Hymenoscyphus albidus is the source of this 1466-nucleotide messenger RNA. NCBI's taxonomy places the organism in Eukaryota, Fungi, Ascomycota, Leotiomycetes, Helotiales, Helotiaceae. The record is from the annotation of a GenBank genome assembly.